ACCGGGGACCAGCAGCGGGGCAGCCCAAGGUUGAUCGACUUUGAAGCUGAUUUUCCGCUUUGGAUGCGCUUCCCGUCGUCCCGUCGCUCCAUGCGAUGCAACAGCCGCCCUGUCUCCAGUGUCGAGGGGGGGUGGGAAUCUUAACUUUGGAUGCAAGAGGUUGGGAUAUAAAUAAUGCGUGUUUCCUUUCCUUUUUUCUUUUUCUCGUCUCGUCUUGUGUGAAAUCCUUCCUGUUCUUUUCUUCUCUGUAGACUAUUUUCCCAUUUACAUGGCCGACGGAAAUCGCAAAGACAUCUACACCACGCGCAGCACUACCCCUACUCUAGUCUAAUACACGAAAUACGAAAGAACCAACAAGGGCAUCAUGGUUGGCCUUUUGGCAGGAAAGCUUGCGGUGGUGACGGGAUCCUCUCGUGGCAUCGGAGCCGCCAUCGCCAAGAACCUCGCCGCCAAGGGCAGCAACCUGGUGCUCAACUACACGAACCCCUCGUCCGAGCCCCUGGCCAAGGAGCUCGCCGACUCGCUCGCCAGCAAGCACGGCGUCAAGACGUACGUGGUGCAGGCCGACCUGGGCACGCCGACGGGGCCGGCCGAGUUCGUGCAGCGCAUCAAGGACCAGAUCGCCGGCGGCAGCAGCAGCAGCGGGCCGCUCCAGAUCGACAUCCUCGUCAACAACGCGGGCGUGGCGCUCAACGACAAGAUCACGGACCUGACGGUCGAGCAGUUCGACAAGACGUACCGCGUCAACGUCCUGGGCCCCCUGCUCCUCAUGCAGGCCGUGGAGCCUCACCUGCCGCGCGACCGGACGGGCAGGGUGGUCAACCUGUCGUCCGUCUCGAGCACGUGCGGCUUCGUGGGCCAGAGCGUCUACGGCGGCACAAAGGCGGCGCUCGAGGCCAUGACGCGCACGUGGGCGCGCGAGCUGUCGGAGCGCUGCACCGUCAACGCCGUCAACCCGGGCCCCGUCAUGGGGCCCAUGUACUCCUCCAACACGGAGGAGUUCAAGGCCGGCAUCAAGGGCUGGAUCGAGCACACGCCCCUGGCCCGCCCCCGCCCGGGCAUCGACAGCCAGGAGCUGGUCGACGACGCCCCCAGCAGCGGCGGCAGGCCCGCCUACACGGACGAGGUCGCGGGCAUCGUCGGCAUGCUGUGCACCGAGGACGCCGCUUGGUGCACGGGGCAGGUCGUGUGCGCCAACGGGGGCAUGAUCAUGCUCCACUGAGGGAUGGAUUGCGCCGACUUCGGAGAGGGCUUUGUCUGUUGCCCCACCGUCUUGCUUGUAUAUAUACAUACUUAUAGCUGAGGAGAACCGGGAAGGAGCCGUGUUUGGACUGAGCUCGAGUGCAUUGCUCGUAGAGGGAUAAGUUGGUUGAUGUCUGCUUCCAAUGUAUAUCUGCAGUUGAUGUAAACAGCUUCAUGGCCAAUGUGGAACAACCAAGGUGCACACUGAUGAAAUUGCAUGGCUGAAAUACUCGGACCAUAUCACGUGGCUCCGUGGCAAUCCACGCCAAAUCCUGCCCCUCUCACUCAAUUCUUG
Gaeumannomyces tritici R3-111a-1 is the source of this 1537-nucleotide messenger RNA. Its product is annotated as 3-oxoacyl-[acyl-carrier-protein] reductase. Gene Ontology annotation, molecular function: oxidoreductase activity, acting on the CH-OH group of donors, NAD or NADP as acceptor. Bases 365 to 1222 code for a protein of 285 amino acids. The record is from RefSeq and is a predicted model, not a curated record. The transcript is spliced from 2 exons. Lineage: Eukaryota; Fungi; Ascomycota; Sordariomycetes; Magnaporthales; Magnaporthaceae.